UUACAGAGCUCAUUAGGAAUUGGGACUUUAAUAUAAGCGAAAGCGUGAAACCAUCACUCUCCGAAGCUUUCGAUAGUAUUUACGCGUGUCACUCUCAGUGCUUCUACCAGUUCAAACGAGCUCUCUGUAAAUGUGUUUAUGUUGCUCAUAGCAUUGCCAUUUGAGACAAAAGAAAAUAUAAGUAGCCGCAUUGAUACAUGAGACAUCGCCACCGACAGCAAGUGUAUCGAUCAAGUUCGAUUAUCCGUAUCAGAAAUCAAAAGUGUGUUUUUUUUUUCUUUUGUGCAAAGUGAAUCAGAGUUCAUUUGAAGUUGAAGAUCAGAUCAAGUUUCACAUAAAGAAAGUGUUACGAAAGUUAUGACAAGAUGUACGUUACUGAUUUUCGUUGGUAUUUUAGCAAUCAUCAAUACAGUGGAAUCUGAUUUCCAGAGCGCUCCAGUUCCCGGUACGCCAGAACCAUACAGAUCGACACCACCCCCGAAAUUACUGGCAAAUUUCAUUCCCGCAUCGAUGCAACUGCUCCAGCACUGCAUCGAAUCGAUUCAAUAUGAGCCUGUAACGCCAUCGACAACUACGGCCAAACCAACGACCACAACAGCUGCAGCUCCGGCACAACAGCGACCGACGGUAUUCCACAAGCCGGGGUAUUUUGGACCAGAAAAGCCGCCACCAUUGCCGCCAUCCUCAUCUACCGUAGGGACUAUUUCGAGCACGAGCGCCUCGGAGCAAACGACGAAACCAAGCACGGAAACCGCAGAAACUUUACUCUGGAAUGAUAAACAGUUUUUCGAAUGGUUCCUGCAAAGUAAAUACAAGCAAAUUAAAUUAGAUAAUGACUACAACCUCCAACUUCUGGAUCCUUUACCACUGAGACUGCUGCAAGACAUCGAGGGUGAACGUUAUGAAUUGCCAGCAUUAUUGGAUAAGGACAAUGUUAAUGAAUUUCGGAAAAUCUACGAUGACAAAUAUCGUGAAAGUGAGACAGAUUUGCAGCAGAUGAGCAACGUGGGUGGCAACAAGCCUCACCUGACAGAUAAUCGACACGAUAGUUGGACCAGCAGUGGCAUCAAUAAGAAUUCGGGAGAAAGUGCCAAAGGAAGUGGGAGGAAACGAGUGCCACCCACAAAGCCAUACAUCCACAUGCUGAUGCUUUAUGACCUGCUAAAAAGGGAAGCGAAAAAAUUUAUGUUCAACUUGUACGAGGGCUUCAGCUCCGAGAUACUGACGGAGCUCUCGCAGUUCAAAGCAGAUAAUGGCCAACAGCAAUUACUAUUUGUUCUCUCUCGGAUGCUGGAGGAAAAAAACAUCGAUAAGGCGGACGUCCUGUCACGAACAAAAGCAAUGAUAACAGAGCUGGAAAACCCCAACAGUGCGAUAACCAAGGCACUCAUCUACGUCCCACCACUAGAAUUUGCACCAUGAGGAAAUGCAUACGAACGGAUACAGAUAUUAAUAAUUAAGAUGCAAAUUAAGCAUUGUGUACAAUGCAGUCGGUAUAUUUCUUUGUCAAAUUUGGAUGACGGUACUUGCCUGUAGGCCUGCGUCUGUUGGUCUUGGUAAGGACACAACUCGGUUCUGUGUAAACAAAACGCAUAUCUGUUCGACAAACUAAAUCUUGUGCUCGUACCAUCUGCAACGUGUUUCCGAAUCGUACGUUCUUCUUGGAAAGGCAUAAUACAGCUAAAAGUGCGACACCUACGACAACGAUGAUGGUCGAAUUUAAAGCCCAUCUCAAAUUAGCUACACCAGAAGGAAUGACAUACUCGUGAUGCAAUCUUGACAUUUAGUGUUUGCAUUCGUUCUUAACUCAUAACACAAUUUGCUAUUAAUUAUAACAGAAGCAUCCUCCUUUGAAAUGUUCCGACCGUAGUGUAAUCCGUAAGCAAUAUAUCUAUCUCUUGUAGGCCUGUGACUAGUAGCCAGCAUCAAUCUGGAAAUUAAUAUGUCGUGAACAUGUAUCUCGACUAAUGAUUGUAAAGGAAAAUAAAUUACAAAACAAGCACAAGUAA
Messenger RNA from Aedes aegypti (yellow fever mosquito), 2009 nucleotides. RefSeq lists its product as uncharacterized. The transcript has 6 exons. NCBI's taxonomy places the organism in Eukaryota, Metazoa, Arthropoda, Insecta, Diptera, Culicidae. The record is from RefSeq and is a predicted model, not a curated record. The coding region runs from base 358 to 1422 and encodes 354 amino acids.